AUGCACGGGCGGCGCCCAAUGGCGGCGUUCGCCGCGUGCGCCACGGCGGUCCUGCUGCUGCUGGCGGUCGGCUGUUGUGGGGCCGCUGCAAUGAGUCACGUCCUCGAGGGGCGGGAGGGGUUUGGAGGCCGCCCGGUGGCGUCCCUCGUCGGCCUGCGGCCACAGCGGAUCAUUGUUGACGGGCAUUCAUCGCACCAACAUCUGUCUUCUCGUAAAGUGCUGCAAGAUGACGAGGAUUUGGUGGAGGAGCUGCACGAGGCAGCAGAGGACGGGGACGUGGAUGAAGUAAAGAGGCUGAUUCCGCUAGUUGGGAACGUCGAUGCUGUCGACGACCGCGGGGACACCGCGCUCAUCAUUGCGGCGGAUUACGGCCAGGUUGCUGUCAUGAGGGUUCUUCUGGACGCUGGGGCAGAUAUCAACCACCAAGGCCAAAUAGGCAGCACGGCGUUGUGGGCUGCUGUCUCCAUGGACCAGGAGGAAUCGGUCCUCUUCCUCAUUCGGGAAGGCGCGGACGUAGAACUGCGAUCGGACGACGGGGCCACGCCAUUGCAAAUCGCAGCGGAGGACGGAAAUCUGCGCCUGGUUCGAGCCCUUCUGGACGGCGGUGCCGACGUGGACGGGAGGUAUUACAUGACGGGGGAGACGCCGCUCAUCGGCGCCACCUUCCGCCUGCACGCCGACGUCGUCGACCUGCUGCUGGAGAGGGGCGCCAACGUCGAGGCGCGGACGUCGUUCGGCUACACUUCGCUGCACAUAGCCGCGGCUCAGGGCGCCCUCGACAUUUUCAAGGUGCUCGUGGACGCUGGGGCGGAUAUCAAGGCCGUGGCCUGGGGGAACGGCGACACGGUGCUCAUCGCAGCGGCCGAGUUCCACGGCGUGGACGUCGUGACGCUCCUGGUGCAGAACGGCGCAGAAGUGCAGGCCAAGAACAAGUUCGGGCGCACGGCGCUGCACACUGCUGCCCUCUUUCCGGACAACAUCAACGUGCUGACCCUGCUGCUGAGGCAGCGGCUGAGCGUCGAUGCAGAGACCGAAGUUGGAGUGACGCCCGUCGGCGACGCGGCCUUCAUGGGCAAUUUGGGCAAUGUGAAAUUCCUCCUGUCAGAGGGAGGGAAGAUGGACGACGGGGUCACGGCUGUGUGCGGAUGCAUGGACACUGAGGACGACGAGGGAGCGCCGGACUGCCCAGCGGGCAACUGCGAAACAGAGGAUGACAUCAAAGAGCUCAAUGAGGCCCUUGGCAUCCUUCCUCCCAAGACACUUCUGGAGGCGGUGAAGGCGGGCAACCUGACGGCUGUGGAGGCUUUCAUCGAAGCCGGGGCGGAUGUCGAGGCGAUCGACGGCGAGGGCAACACGCCGCUCAUAUUCGCCGCCGUUAGGGGAUUGGACGGCAUCGCCCGAGCCCUGAUUCAGGCCGGCGCAGAUAUCGCUGCCGAAAACAACGACGGCCAGACGGCGCUCGGCUUGGCAGCCUUUUUUGGCCACAGAGACAUCAUCGAGAUUCUGCUGGCGCUGGGUGCGGAAGUGGACCACCAGGACAUCGAUGGCUACGCCGCUCUGCACUUCGCCGCGGAGCAGGGUCACCUGGAGGCCGUGGAGGCGCUUCUGGACGCGGACGCCAAUGUCGACUUGAAAGAGUUUUCUAUCGGGGCGACGCCCAUCAUCGUGACGGCGGGCGCCAGCCCGCCCCUGGGCGCGCAUUACAAGAUCCUGAUGGAGCUGAUAGACGUCGGCGCCGAGACAAGGAUAAACGGACAGGGGGAUUUGUCCGCCCUGCACGCCGCGGCGGUGAACCUUGGCAGCCAGUCCAUCAUGCAAGUGCUGAUCGAUGAGGGUGGCAUGGACAUCAACGCCGUUACGUCCGUCGGCUCGACACCGCUGGAUUAUGCCGCGUACUAUGGCAACACGGCCGGCGCGGAGUUCCUCCUGCACAAAGGCGCGGACCCCUCCGCCGGCAAGCAAUCGGAUGUAUGCGGCUGCCGCCUGGACGAGGGCAUCGAGGGCCUGCGUCCCUGCCCCCUGGGCGCCUGCCAGACGGACGCCCAGGUGCAGGAGCUGAGGGAGGUGCUGGGCAGGGGGGAGGCGGCCCCCGGGACCCAGCCAGACAGCUCCAUAAUACAGGGCGUGUUCGACGAGGUGGACUGCAGGACCAUCGCCGACGCGGUGGCGCAGCUGGAAUGCGUGGCCUCUGGCGGCCUUAGCUUCAGGACCGUCAGCCGGGGGUAA
Ostreobium quekettii is the source of this 2226-nucleotide messenger RNA. Lineage: Eukaryota; Viridiplantae; Chlorophyta; Ulvophyceae; Bryopsidales; Ostreobiaceae. The record is from the annotation of a GenBank genome assembly.